AAAUAAUGCUAUAAGAACUCAAGAAAGUCUUAGCAGUAGCUACAGUUCAAAAUUGUAUUGCAAUUGUAAAGAUCAAAGUAAUUAGUCCAAAACUUUAAAACAAAAUGGAUUUCAAUACUGCCUGCGAAAAAGCUAAAGCCUUCACUAAGAAGCCUACAAAUGAGGAAUUUUUGGAAUUCUAUGGUCUCUACAAACAAGCCACUGUAGGUGAUUGCAACAUUGCCAAACCUGGUGUAACAGAUUUGACUGCCAAAGCUAAAUACGAUGCCUGGGUAAGACAUCAGGGUAUGUCUCAGGAUGCCGCCAAACAGGCCUAUAUUGCUGUCUAUCAAAAAUAUGCUCCCAAAUAUGCUUAAAUUUUGAACUAAUAAUUUGAGGAAAAUUAAAAAUUUUGAAUAAAAUGUAACAAAAAUAAAA
Lucilia sericata (common green bottle fly) is the source of this 417-nucleotide messenger RNA. RefSeq names its product acyl-CoA-binding protein-like. Lineage: Eukaryota; Metazoa; Arthropoda; Insecta; Diptera; Calliphoridae. The coding region runs from base 105 to 356 and encodes 83 amino acids. Gene Ontology annotation, molecular function: long-chain fatty acyl-CoA binding. The record is from RefSeq and is a predicted model, not a curated record. The transcript is spliced from 2 exons. Gene Ontology annotation, biological process: fatty acid metabolic process.